CAUUGCGGCUAUCUUAUUCUCUGCAAUAUAUUUCAGCUUUGGCCUCGUUUGCUUUCAAAUACUGAUGUAUGAUUAAUGUCAAUGUUUAACAGCUGCUUGUCAGAGAGCCGAAAACGCAAAAAGCCACUUGAGCGUCCAGUCGGUGUGGUGACGUUUCGAGCCGCAGCCUCUCUGCAAGCAGCGGCGCUGAGAGAAAAAAACAAAACAAAAACGUUUUUCACAGGAAGCAACAGCGAGGAAUGGAUCAAUCAACAGGUGCUCGGUUCUCAUCAACCUUUACUGACUUUCCACACAGACAGGAAGCCGCUGUGUUUUCCUCUUACGCUCAUUCUUAACUGAAAGAGGAAGUUUCCUCUCCCCCAUCUGGGUGCGAUCGCGCACCGCGUCUCCAGUCCCGUGUUGCUUGAGCGGCGAGCAGCGGGCUCCUCUCCGCCAUGAACGUCUACCAAGAGGCGCUGAGCUACCUGGAGUCCCACCAUGCUGCAGCAGGAGGAGAGGGCCUGGAGGAUGUUUUCCAUGAGGAGGCGGUCUCCUGUUUCCUCUCCCCUCUCUGCUCUGAGAGCAUCGACUUCCCGGACACCCCGACGUCAUGCAGCCGCGAGGAGAUGCUGGAGAAGAGGCUGGUGGUCCUGAGGGGCAUCCUGGAGAGCGAGGAGGUGUACCUCAGGGAGCUGGACGCCCUGCUGGCGCCCAUGAAGGCUCUGCGGGCCUCGGCCGGGACGUCCCAGCCGGUGCUUUCCAGUCAGCAGGUGCAGACGGUUUUCUACCAGAUCCCGGAGCUCAAAGACAUUCACCAGAGCUUUUACUCCGGCCUGAAGGCCCGACUCGGCUCUCACACGCCGCCGGACGUCGACUCCGGUCAGGAAACGGUGACGUCGUGCAGCAACUCUGAGCUGGAGAUGGGAGACCUGUUUCUGAAACUGGUAAACCAUCUCGGGCUGUAUGGAGGAUUCAUCGAAAACUACGAGAAAGCGGUGGAAGUGGUCAGGAAGUGCACACAAGCGAAUCCUCUCUUUCGGACUCUUGCUGAGACCUUGUACAUUAACGGUGCCAACAAAGCUCGGACGGCAUGCACUCUAGAAGCUCUGCUCUACAAGCCUUUGGAUCGAGUAACUAAGACCACACUAGUGCUGCGGGAUCUCCUGAAGACGACGCCGGUGGAGCACAAAGAUUACGCAGCCUUACAAGAAGCUCUCAGACUGUCUCAAAGCUUCCUGUCUGGUGUCAACGAGAGUUCACAGAGCAAACGGGAGGUGACGCUCACUCACGGCAUGAGGCGACAGCUGAUGCGCGACGGCUUCGUGGUGGAUGCGAGCGAAGGCGUCCGCAGCCUGCGCCACUUCUUCCUGUACACCGACCUCCUGCUGUGCACCAGAUUCAAACACGCAGGCAGAGGGAAGCAGGACCAGUACAGGUUCAGCUGGUACCUGCCGCUGGCCGGGCUCAGGACCCGCUGGGUGGCAGAUCACGAGCAGCCUCCCGAUACCACCGUUCGCCUGCUCACGUUGAGGACCAAGAUGUUCCUCCUGCGGCAGCAGCUGCAGCAAAAUCCGAAGGGCGCCAGAGGCUUGACUUGGACGGCUCGCAACAGGAAGAAACUGGAACAAAUGGAGCUGCUGCUUCUCACACACUCCCCAGUUUACAGACUGGACCUGCACAGCCCCAGUGACAAGAGUCACACUUUGUUCUUCUCCUCUCUGUAUGAACUGGAAGAGUGGAGAGAUGCCAUCCAUAAACUCACCACAGGAAACAUCGAAACCAUCCCUCCAGACCUGCUCACGCUCACCAGCGCCUGCGUGAAACUGAGAAUGACGCAGCAGCCACAUCUACACAGCUCUGUCGCCGAAGAUGGGAAGUUGCUGUGUGGGACUGUCAGUGUGGCGAUCCAUUCAGCUUCUGGCCUGCAGGAACCAGCUUGUGUUUAUGUGUGCGUGGAGGUGGAUGGCUAUGAGUUUUACGAUAAACGAGCCCAGACGCAUUCGUCCGUCCGCAGCCUCAACCCUCUCUGGGACCAGGAGCUGUCCUUCCAGGUGGACGGUGCACAGAAGAUGAUGGUGCUCUGCGUGAGCCAGUCAGAUGGGGAGGAGGCGGUUCUGGGAAAAACUACUGUGCAGUUGGACUCUACAAGCCUGAGUUGUCGGUGGAGGAGGCAGACCCUCCAGGUGGGCCAGCUGGAGGUGACUCUCUCCCUGAAGUACUGUCCGCACCCACUGGAAGCACCAGGCACGCCGAUUCAACAGCCACCCGUCUUCUGUGUCCCCAUCGAAAAGGUGGCCCAACAGGAAGGAGUGCUGGUUCCUCAUGUGGUGAGAUGCUGCGUGGAGGAGGUGGAGCGGAGAGGCAUGGACGAGGUGGGAAUCUACAGGAUUUCAGGCACCGCCACCGACAUCUGCUCGCUCAAGGCCGUGUUCAACACCAAUCUAAGGGAAGCAGUGACCAGACUGAGAAGUGCUGAAGUGAACACGGUGUCUGGCGUCCUCAAACUUUACUUCAGAGAGCUGCCGGAGCCUCUCGUGCCCUCGGAUCUGUUCCAGAGUCUGGCAAAAACUCUGGACAUCCAGGACAUGAACUCGCGGCUCGUCUCCAUGCUGUCUCUGCUGCAGUCCAGUCCUGACGUCAACCGCAACACUUUCCUCUACCUCAUGCAUCAUCUGCAAAGAGUUGCUAAGAGACAAGAUGUUAACAAAAUGACUCUGAUGAACCUGGCUACAGUUUUUGGUCCCAGCCUCUUACGCCCCCCGGCGGCAGGAUUGGAGCACAAUGGAGUCACAGUGGACAUCUCGCAGGAGGUGGUGAUACAGGUCCAGGUGGUUUUCUCCUUCCUGCAGAGCAACAACCUCCCUGAAGCCCAGACCUCUCUGCCGUACGGCUCAGACACCGAAGAGGAGACCACCCACAUGUGAGCCCACCGUCCGCCUGGAGGCCGGCAGGAGGUCAACGUAACAAGAAGGGGGGGGGGAGAGGGGUGUUUAAGCUCAGCUGUAAGAUAAUAAACUUAAUUUAUUGUUUAACAGAACACG
Messenger RNA from Poecilia latipinna (sailfin molly), 3020 nucleotides. Its product is annotated as active breakpoint cluster region-related protein. Gene Ontology annotation, molecular function: GTPase activator activity; guanyl-nucleotide exchange factor activity. Gene Ontology annotation, biological process: intracellular signal transduction; positive regulation of GTPase activity. The transcript is spliced from 22 exons. Lineage: Eukaryota; Metazoa; Chordata; Actinopteri; Cyprinodontiformes; Poeciliidae. The coding region runs from base 435 to 2903 and encodes 822 amino acids. Gene Ontology annotation, cellular component: membrane. The record is from RefSeq and is a predicted model, not a curated record.